CCAUCCGCUUUACGGCAGUGACUGUCAUUGCUCUACGGCACGUCGUAAAAACAAAAACUCGGCUUUGCGCUCCUCUGCUCGCACAUUUCAGCCGCUCUCACUUGCCCGCCCGACUUGAAAGGCGAUUUUUUUGUGUUGUUACAUCUCUCCGCAUUUAUUUGGCUUACCAACGUAUUUCGUACAAGCAGAGAGGAGUUAAAAGGGGCGGCGGGGGCGGGGCGGGGAGGCGGCAAGACGGAGGAGGACGAGGAGGCUGCGCGAGUGGUUGAUUUCACCUCGACGAGAGUUAAAGGCGGGAGCUCCGCUUGUUUCCCUAUCGCCAGGGCCGUUAAAGACCGAGGGGCGGUCAUGGCGGCAUUGGGCAGGGAGGUGAUUCUCGCCGAUUUUCAGGCAUGCACAGGCAUAGAAAAUAUAGAUGAGGCCAUCACACUGUUGGAGCAGAACAACUGGGAUUUAUUGGCUGCCAUCAAUGGAGUGAUUCCUCAAGAAAAUGGCGUCUUACAGACUGACCGAGCAGGAAGUGAAGAGAGCAGCCCCCUCCUCUUCCCCUUGGACCCCGUGCCCCCCACAACCCCAGCCCUCAGCUCCCAGCCGGUCCCGUUUCCUGUGUCCGCGUCUGGGUCUGGGUCACCACCCCCGCUGCGGCCAUCGGGAUCCGGGCUCCCGAGAUCCGCAUCUGGGUCAGGGCUUUCCAAGGCAAUGGCUUCUGGAUUCCGGCCAAUGCCAACAGAGAAGACACCUCGAUUUUUAAACUUUGUGGUGGAGCACCGCAACAGGAACGUGGAGUUGACCGUGGAGGACUGCUCCACCGUGGGAGACGUCAAGAAGUGUCUACAGAAUGAACUGCAGGUCCCCACUGAGCAAAUGCAGCUCUGCGGGUGGCAGGCAACUGAUGUCACGGACUUGUCUGUUCUACACUCACUGCAUCUUCCAAAAAACAAUAGCCUCUUUCUGCUGACGACAGACGUCGCCUCACCCCAGUCUGCAUCCGGGUCAAGUUUUGGCAGUGCCCUCACAGACCGGAUCAAUCAGACGUUCCUGCUCAUCGUGCGACACCGCGAAGCUCAGCGGGAGUACAAACUCAACUUCCCCGGCGCUCGGACCAUCAGAGAUGUCAAAUACAAUGUUGCCGACCUCACCAACAUUCAAGUAAGACAGCAGCAGUGGGAGGGAUGGCCUCUUUCUGCGAACAACGACGCGUUGACCUUAGCUGCCGCUGGCCUCUCGUAUCCGUGUCAUCGUCUCUCCGUGUCCAAAAAACCUUCGGCUCUGACUGCGGCAGAGUGUUCAACCGAGGCGGUGGACGUGCACAUGGUGAGCAGUGACGAGAGUGACGAGUUUGAGGAGGCGGCUGAGUCAUUUGGAGUGGAGGACUCGGAGAUGUUUAUGUCUGAGUCUACCCAACGCAAGACGGCACCUAUGAUGCCACAGAACUCAGAAAAUGAGGCCGAGGCACUUAUGCAGUUCACAACGGAAUUCUCAUCACGAUAUGGUGAGUGCCACCCCGUGUUUUUCAUCGGGGGCCUUGAGGCAGCUUUACAAGAGGCGUUCUACAGCCGACCACAGGACCGCAAGCUCCUGGCCGUAUACCUGCACCACGAUGGCAGCGUCCUCACCAACGUGUUUUGCUCACGCCUCCUCUGUGCCGAGUCGGUGGUGACGUACCUGUCACAGAACUUCAUCUCCUGGGCAUGGGAUGUCACCGCGGAGGCAAACAGGGCACGGUUUCUCAGCUCCUGCACCAGGCACUUUGGGAGUGGGGCAUCUCAGACACUGCGCUCCUACAAACCCGACCAGUUCCCCCUGCUCCUCGCCAUCAUGGGCAAGCGAACCUCCAACGAGGUGCUCUCCGUCAUCCCAGGAAACACAACACUGGAUGAGAUGAUGAUGAGGUUGAUGCACGCGGUUGACAUCUUCACUGAGCAACAGAGGCAGGACAUCAAGGACGAGGAGGAGCGUGAAGCUCGUGAGACUGUGAAGCGGGAGCAAGAUGAAGCAUACCGCCUCUCGCUGGAAGCCGACCGCGCCAAACGUGAUGCACAGGAGAAGGAAAUUGCUGAGCAGGCAAAGAGGGAGCAACUCAAACAAGAAAAGCAGCAGGAAAAAGAGGCUCUCAUGGCUUCACUUGCCGAGUCUCUCCCCCCGGAGCCGGCAGCGGAGGGUGCUGAGGCUCCCGUGACGCGCCUGCGCGUGAGGACGCCACAGGGAGAAUUUCUCGAGCGAAGAUUCCUCGUGUCCCAGCCACUCCGCGCACUCAUCACCUUCGUGGCAUCGCGAGGAUUCGCGCAGAGAGACUUCAAGCUGCUCACGACGUUUCCACGGAGAGAUCUCUCUGUUCUUGACCCAGACAAGUCGUUUGAAGAACUGAAGCUUUUUCCACAGGAAACUCUGUUUCUCGAGGCGAGGAAUUAAAUUGGCGAUUGCGGUAGUGAUGGUGUUGGUGGCGCUGAUGGUGGUGAUGGCGGCGAAGAUAGUGAUGGCAGAGAUGCCAGGAGCCAUUUCAACAUCAUCAUCUCGUCCCUUCGUUUCCUGCUGACUGCUCCCAUUCAUAAACAAAAACCAAGUUUUUGGAACGGAACUGCUUUGUGUGUGGCUAGAUGAGAGUUUACCAGGGUUGAUGGAAAAGUCCACUGCCUAACGUAGCAUGAGUGGUGCUACAAUAUAGGGUGAAUCAUCAAUUAAAAGUACAUACAAAAUAUUGAUAAAAUUUGAAAGCAAUAGAUUAACUUUAUCUUUUCCUGACAAGUGUUAGAAAUAAUUUUCUUAAAAAAUGAAGAGAAAUCAAGAACACACAAAUAUUGAGAAAAUUUGUUAAAUCUAUGUAAACGUCAGAGAAACUUAGACAAAUGUGGAAAAAACCGAUACAAUAUUUGACUCCCCGUUUCUUCCACAUUCUCCCCACAGGUAAAAAGAAUCGCUUGCAGAGAAAAUGACUUUCUUGUGGCAAUGAAGUGACGUGUGCUAUGUUCGAGUGGUUUAGGAGCAGGGGAAAAAAGUUCUUCCAGGUGGGGAUUAACGUUUGGGCACUGAUGGAUGGAAUGCGUUGCAAUUCAGUGGAACCAUAUCGUGAAAUGACAGCUUCAAGGUCACUCAUUGCUUUCUGUAUCAGGCCACAGACUUUUCCAUUGCUGCUCGUAAAACAACUAAAACACAAUUAUUAAUAUUGCAAAAGAGUUUCCAAAAAUUAUAUUAAACAAAUAACUUAAAAAUAAGCAGAUAUUAAAGAAAAUGUUCGUACUUGUAAAAAACCACAGACUCGGAAAAGCCUCGGAAGCUGUUCCUCUCAGAGGUUUGUGAUAGGAGGUGGCGGUGGCUAAUUCAGAUUUCUACUGGAGAGUCCAUACACAACUUGUGUUUAGAGAUUAUUAACGUCCCAUUUCACGAACUCAAAAUUCCUAUUGCAUUUUUCUUUUCAGUUUUGGAUGAUUUUUCCCCCUCCCCCCCCGCAUAUGCAGAGGAGAAGGGAGCGUGUGAAACGUUAAAACAAAAUAAAGUGCAAAAGGAACUUUUCA
Molecule: messenger RNA, 3512 nt
Organism: Petromyzon marinus (sea lamprey)
Lineage: Eukaryota; Metazoa; Chordata; Hyperoartia; Petromyzontiformes; Petromyzontidae
Gene: FAF1
Product: Fas associated factor 1
Biological process (GO): ERAD pathway
Cellular component (GO): nucleus; endoplasmic reticulum
Molecular function (GO): NF-kappaB binding; ubiquitin binding
Source: RefSeq, a predicted model, not a curated record